Gopherus evgoodei (Goodes thornscrub tortoise) is the source of this 1226-nucleotide messenger RNA. It is a transcript of the gene NRARP, whose product is annotated as NOTCH regulated ankyrin repeat protein. The transcript has a single exon. The record is from RefSeq and is a predicted model, not a curated record. Gene Ontology annotation, cellular component: cytoplasm. Gene Ontology annotation, molecular function: protein binding; enzyme inhibitor activity; phosphatase regulator activity. Bases 135 to 479 code for a protein of 114 amino acids. Lineage: Eukaryota; Metazoa; Chordata; Testudines; Testudinidae.
UUGCGCGCCGAGCCCCCGCCCCUAGCUUCGGGCUCGCGCAGCGCCCGUGCCGAGCUGGGUGAGGCGGAGCGGGGCACGGACACCUGCGCCCACCCGGCACCGCUGCGCCCGGAUCCAGCGGCCCGGCCGCGGCCAUGAGCCAGACGGAGCUGUCCACCUGCUCGGCCCCGCAGAGCCAGCGCAUCUUCCAGGAGGCGGUGCGCAAGGGCAACACCAAGGAGCUGCAGUCGCUGCUGCAGAACAUGACGAACUGCGAGUUCAACGUGAACUCGUUCGGGCCCGAGGGGCAGACGGCCCUGCACCAGUCCGUCAUCGACGGCAACCUGGAGCUCGUCAAGCUGCUCGUCAAGUUCGGCGCGGACAUCCGCCUGGCCAACCGCGACGGCUGGAGCGCGCUGCACAUCGCCGCCUUCGGGGGCCACCAGGACAUCGUGCUCUACCUGAUCACCAAGGCCAAGUACUCGGCGGGCAGCCGGUGACGCUGCUCCUUGCUCCAGGCUGGGCUGGCGGGACAGGGGCCGGGGCUGCUCCGCUCGCUCGGGGAGCGGAUAAUGCCCCGGGGCGCACGCACACGGCUCCCCGCCCGGGGCUGCGUCCUGCCCCCUGCCCCACGCUGGGCGCCCUGCGGACUCCAGCCUCGGUCUUCCGCAGGGGCCGCCCUGGGCUGCUCCGGGUGAGGCGGGGGGCAGGCCCCGGCCCUCCGAGAGAUGGGGGACCUCUCCGAGGGGCGGGCUGGGCCCUGCCUCAGCCCCGGCUGCCUCGCCCGGGACAAAGGUGCCUUCCUAGAUCGAGUCCGCUGGCACGAGCUGCGGGCGGCCCCUGCCCAGGUGAGGUUGGCCGGCCGCUCCUCGGUGCAGUGACUGACCCGCCUGGGGCCCCGGCUGCCAGACACGCCGACUCGGGGCGGGCAAUCAGCCGCAUCGCCGGACCCAGGGGAGAGGUGGGGGUUGGGUUGGUUGUUAAUUUUUGUUUAAAUGACAAAGCUGCUUGGACUCCAUGUUUUUUGCAAAGAAAUCUGGGGGCCCACAAAGAUUUUACUGAAAAACCAUUUAACUGCUUUCAAAGGAGUUUUGUCUUUCAAGGGUUUUUUCUCCUACUGUAAUUUUUCUCUUUUUUUUUUCUGCCAUCUACCUCGGCUGCGCUCACAGUAUUCACGGUUUCAGUCAGAGAUCUGGUCAGAUGCUUUAAAAUGCGCUCACAUUUCCCCCUCCCUGAACCUCCCCCCC